This is a messenger RNA of Metarhizium robertsii ARSEF 23, 381 nucleotides long. RefSeq lists its product as uncharacterized. Bases 1 to 381 code for a protein of 126 amino acids. The transcript has a single exon. The record is from RefSeq and is a predicted model, not a curated record. NCBI's taxonomy places the organism in Eukaryota, Fungi, Ascomycota, Sordariomycetes, Hypocreales, Clavicipitaceae.
AUGUUUCGUAAUCAUUACUCCGAGGAGCCAGAAAUGCCCAGAACAAAGGUGGCUGGUGGCGUCCAGGGACGCCCAACACAAGAUGGCCCGAGCCGUCCAGCGCGCCAGAAGCACCGACAUGUAGUCAUCUCGAGCACAUCCAACGUGGGCCUGAGGACAGAUCGCAGCGCAAGCAGGGAUGUGCAGAACGAGCUGCUCUCCGUUUUGGCCUGCAACAGUAACGGCUGCCUACUCGACCAGAGCCAGAUAGAGGGCUACGACUUGAGCUUCCUCGGCGACAACGUGUGCGUUGACCCCGUGCCCUUCCUACAGUCCUGGAACCGCAUCCGGUGCAGCUCGGUCACGACGGCGAUCGAUCCGGGAACGGCACCCUAUGUAUGA